Eimeria mitis is the source of this 507-nucleotide messenger RNA. RefSeq lists its product as uncharacterized. The coding region runs from base 1 to 507 and encodes 168 amino acids. Lineage: Eukaryota; Apicomplexa; Conoidasida; Eucoccidiorida; Eimeriidae. The transcript is spliced from 3 exons. The record is from RefSeq and is a predicted model, not a curated record.
AUGGUGCUUCCUUGCUGCCCCUCUAGCAGCAGCAACAUAACAACAGCUACUGCAGCUGAGCAGCAGCAGCAGCAGCAGCAGCAGCAGGAGGAUAGCAGCAGCAGCAGCAGCAGCAGCAGAGACAGAAGAUUAGUACCCGAUUGGAUCCAGCAGCACAUCUACGAAAACAAGCAGCAGCAGCAGCAGCAGCAGCAGCAAUUGCAGCAACUGCAGCAGCAGCAGCAGCAGAGGAUCCAGAUACAAGCACAAAAGCAGCAGAAGGAAUAUAUAAAGGAGACAAAAGGAGACAGAAAAAGGAGACAGAUAGAAUUGGGGUGUACUGGCGAGAACUACCAACAGCACCAGCAGCAGCAGCAGCAGCACCAGCAGCAGCAGCAGCAGCAGCAGCAGCAGCAGCAGCAGCAGCAGCACCAGCAGCAGCAGCAGCAGCAGCAGCAGCAACAGCAGCAGCGGCAGCAGCAGCAGCAGCAUGAGCUCACGAGUAUGUUUUCCUCGCUGGGGUACUGA